Messenger RNA from Egretta garzetta (little egret), 2325 nucleotides. It is a transcript of the gene CDH5, whose product is annotated as cadherin 5. The transcript has 11 exons. Gene Ontology annotation, molecular function: cadherin binding; calcium ion binding. Gene Ontology annotation, cellular component: adherens junction; catenin complex; bicellular tight junction. Gene Ontology annotation, biological process: homophilic cell-cell adhesion; cell-cell junction assembly; cell morphogenesis. The record is from RefSeq and is a predicted model, not a curated record. NCBI's taxonomy places the organism in Eukaryota, Metazoa, Chordata, Aves, Pelecaniformes, Ardeidae. The coding region runs from base 7 to 2325 and encodes 772 amino acids.
AGGAAGAUGAACCACCGUAUUCUCCUUUUCUCACUGUUCUUGGCUUCAGCAUUUGCUGACAAAGAAAGUCAGAAAGCAAACCAAAACUUUUCUUCAAAUAAUACCAGUCAUAAACGCCUGAAGAGAGACUGGAUAUGGAACCAAAUGCAUAUCAAAGAAGAGAUUGAUACACCAUUACCACACCAUGUUGGCAAGAUCACAUCAAGUGUAAGUAACAACAACGCUAAGUAUAUUAUUGAAGGUGAAUACGCCAACACCAUUUUUAAGGUGGAAGAAACCAGUGGUGAUGUGUAUGCAUUUGAGAGACUAGACAGAGAAAAGAAAGCAGAGUAUGAGCUGACAGCUCUCAUUAUUGACAGAAGAAACAACCAGUCACUGGAACCCCCAUCUAAAUUCAUUAUCAAGGUUUAUGAUAUUAAUGACAAUGUCCCUGUGUUUGUACAAAAAGUAUUCAAUGGAUCUGUCCCAGAAAUGUCACCAGUAGGAACCUCGGUCACCAAAGUGACAGCUGUAGAUGCUGAUGACCCAACAGUUACAGGUCAUGCCACAGUUACCUACCAAGUCAUUAAAGGAGACGAAUACUUCACAGUUGAUGACUCUGGCGUGAUUUCUACAACAAGGGCUGAUUUAGACAGAGAGAAUCAAUCAACAUAUGAAAUUAUUGUUAAAGCAAAAGAUGCUCCAGGGUCUUCUGGGGAUUCAAGCACAGCUACAGUCAUUAUCACUUUAACAGACAUCAAUGACAACUUCCCAGUAUUCAAACACCAAUCAUUUCACUUUCAAGUUCCUGAAAACAUUUCAGUAGGAGGAGAAGUUGGCAGAGUCAAAGUAGAAGAUGUUGAUGAACCACAACAUAGAAACACAAAAUACAGUUUUGUCAGAGGAGAUUACAGAGACACCUUUGAAAUUGUAGCAAAUCCAUUCACAAAUGAAGGAAUCAUUAGGCCAAAGAAGCCCCUGGACUUUGAAAAAGUAGCAGAAUAUAGGUUUGACAUUGAAGCAACAGAUCCCACAGUUGAUCUUCGCUAUUUUAAAUCCGGAGGCUCUAGGAGCAUUUCAAGAGUCACCAUUGAAGUCACUGAUGUUGAUGAGCCUCCGGUCUUCACUAAACUACCGUAUGAAUUUAAAGUAAGAGAAAAUGAUCCAGAAAUAAAAACACUAGGUUCAGUUUGGGCACACGACCCUGAUGCAGCCAAACGGAAAAUCAGAUUUACUCGACGAAGAGCUAGUCCUAAUGGAGACUAUGUUAGGGUAUCCGAUACUGGAAUUAUUCAACUUCCCAAGCCCCUGGACAGAGAAUUCAGCUCCUCAUACAACAUCACUGUAGCAGCUCAGGAAAUCCUUGAAGACGGACGUCUUUCUGACAGAGAAUCCCAUGCCCAAGUUCAUGUAAUAGUUACUGAUGAAAAUGAUAAUGCUCCAGAACUUGUUUAUCCUGAGGAACCCAGAGUGUGUGAAAAUGCAGCACCAGGAAAGGUAAUCAUCAGGAUUUCAGCUACUGACAGGGAUGAAAUAUCACCUAGAGGUUUCUUCAGAUACUCCCUGGCCACAGAAGACAGCAACUUCUCCUUGGUUGAAAACUACGAUAACACAGCUAAUAUCACUGUCAAAUAUGGACAGUUUAAUCGUGAACUUGCCAAAAUCCACUACCUGCCUGUCAUCAUCUCAGACAACGGUGAUCCAGAGCUCAGCAGCACAAAUACACUUGUCAUCAGUGUCUGCAAGUGUAAUGAAAAAGGCAACAUCACUUUUUGUGAGGAAAGAUCUAAACAAGUUGGAGUUAGUAUACAAGCACUGGUGGCAAUUUUUAUCUGUCUCUUCACAAUCAUUAUAAUCAUAUUGCUAAUUCUUCUAAGAAAGAGACACAAGAAGGAUUUGAGCGGUCUUGGGAGGAAUGUGGCAGAGAUUCAUGAGCAGCUUGUCACUUAUGAUGAAGAAGGUGGUGGUGAAAUGGAUACCACCAGCUACGAUGUAUCUGUACUCAACUCUGUCCGCAAGAAUGGUAUAAAGCCAGAAGCAGUUCCCUCUCCAUAUGCACAAGUCCAAAAGCCUCUUGGAAAUAUAACUUCUGGUGCUGGAGAAAUGGAAAUGAUGAUUGAAGUUAAGAAGGAUGAAGCUGACAAUGACAGGGAUUUGCUGCCAUAUGACACACUUCACAUUUAUGGCUACGAAGGUGCCGAGUCCAUUGCAGAAUCUCUCAGUUCUUUGGAAUCAGGCUCCUCAGACUCAGAUAUUGAUUAUGACUUUCUAAAUGACUGGGGACCCAGGUUUAAAAUGUUAGCUGAGCUGUAUGGAUCAGAACCAAAUGAAGAUUUUGUGUAUUGA